Messenger RNA from Toxorhynchites rutilus septentrionalis, 2059 nucleotides. RefSeq names its product putative nuclease HARBI1. The record is from RefSeq and is a predicted model, not a curated record. Lineage: Eukaryota; Metazoa; Arthropoda; Insecta; Diptera; Culicidae. The coding region runs from base 1438 to 1962 and encodes 174 amino acids. The transcript is spliced from 3 exons.
UAUUCUUGUUAACGGCCGUAUCUGCUUUCGUUCGAACGCUCUGAUUCGAACACGUUCGGAGAAGGUAUCAUUGGUUUCGUUCGAACCUGGCUGAACGAAUCCACUUUCGAAUGUAAACACUGUUGGUGUUACCAGAUGUGUUUCGAAAUUUAAAUCUUAUCUAGGGAAGUUGAAUUGUCAAAUCGCUGCAAAGAAUCAAUGUCGCCGUCUGCAAAAUAAAUAGUUGUAAAGAAACAAAGAAAAACAAACGAUGUAUGUUUCACUUUGUUUUAAGUGCGAUAGUUUUCAAAAUUUUAUUUGAAUUGAUAAAAGCUGUUCAUCAGACAGUGAGAAAUGAGUUUUCAUUGAUAGUUUUAGUUUUUGAAAUGUGUAUUUUUCCCGUCGCAGUUGUAAUGAAGCAAAGAUAAACAAACGAUAUGUGUUUCACUUUGUUUUAAGUGUGAUUUUUAUUUUAUAUUUUAUUUGAAUUAAUAAAAACUGUUUAUCGAAUAGGGAGAAAUCAAAGUUCAUUGAUAAUUUUAGUUUUUGAAAUGUGUAUUUUUCCCGUCGCAGUUGUAAUGAAGCAAAGAUAAACAAACGAUUUGUGUUUCACUUUAUUCUAAGUGCGAUUUUUGUUUUAAAUUUUAUUUGAAUUGAUAAAAGCUGUUCAUCAGACCGUGAGAAAUGAAUUUUCAUUGAUAAUUUCAGUUUUUGAAAUGUGUAUUUUCCCCGCUACAAAAGAGCGUUUGUUUUGUAUGAAAGAUUUCAAGAGGAUUAUAUUUUUUAAAAUCCGAAUGUCACCAAUGGUUUUGCCGAUUGUACAAAUUCGACUUCUUUACAGAUCGUUGGUUUAUUUCUUUUUCUAGAUCCGUGUUGAUAAAUUGGUGGAAAUCGAGUGACUUGCUUGUGCAGUUGAAAUUGUUGUUCUCAAGGCAAAAGAUGGAUACUGUUAUGCUGGGUUAUGUCGCAAUGAUGGAAGACAACACCCCCUCUUUGAGAAUGAGUAGAAGUAACCUUAGAAAGAAAACCAACAUCAUGAAUUUAUCAACAACACAGUAAGAAUGAUCAAUUCUUAGAGCUAGAUGAUUUAUUAUAAGACAUUUUAAUUUUUGAUUUUCAGAUUCAAGAAGAACUUUCGUUUGAAUAAAACAGCAUUUCGAUACAUUGUACAAGAGAUAAAAAAUGAAUUUCCACGUCAAAAGAAAGGCGGUCUAUCGGUGACUGAUAAACUUGCUGUCUGCUUGCGUUUUUUCGCAGAAGGGAGCUAUCAACAUGGUGCUAGCAAGGACUACGAUGUGGCUAUAGCCCAGUCAACGUUUUCCAAAGUUCUCGACGAGAUGUUGAUUAUUUUGGAAAGGAAGAUUUGCACCAAAUGGAUAAAUUUCGAAAUGACACAACAAGAAAUGAGGGAAGCAAAGCGAUUUUUUUUAUGAAAAAUCGGGAAUUCCGGGCGUUAUUAUGUGUGUAGAUGGCACGCAUGUUAAAAUUAUUCCGCCAAUUGCAGACCGGAAUCUAUUUUAUAAUAGGAAAGGGUUCUAUAGUCUGAAUACUAUGAUAAUAUGUGAUCACACCCAACGUAUUCGAUUCGUUGAUGCAAGCUUCCAGGGGUCUAAUCACGACUCUCAUAUUUGGAGUUUGAGUUCAGCAAGAGCACGUUUACAGGAAAUGCAUAGGAAUGGUGACACAAAUACCAAAAUUUUGGGUGAUGCCGGUUAUCCUUCCGAGCCGUGGUUGCUCACGCCUUAUCGAGCUCCAGAACUAGAAAGUCCAGAAAGCGAAUUUAACAGCAAGCAUGUUUUAGCAAGGGGGAUAAUAGAGCGAACGAUUGGAGUUCUAAAAAAUCGAUUUCGAUGUAUCCUUGGUGCUCGUCAGCUCCAUUAUACGCCUACCAAAGCGGCAAAAAUUAUCAGUGUUUGCUGUGCCCUGCACAAUAUAUGUUUAUAUUUUAAGAACGACAAUGAUGAGGUUCAGUCAACUGAAUAGAUGUUUUAAAGUGUCGAAUUCCUAUAUUCUAGAUUUUAUAUACCCUUCAUAUAUAUGUUAAAUAUUUACAAAUAAAUAUUUCCUUCACUGACGAAAA